Molecule: messenger RNA, 1741 nt
Organism: Callorhinchus milii (elephant shark)
Lineage: Eukaryota; Metazoa; Chordata; Chondrichthyes; Chimaeriformes; Callorhinchidae
Gene: heca
Product: hdc homolog, cell cycle regulator
Exons: 4
Coding region: 1-1569 (522 amino acids)
Source: RefSeq, a predicted model, not a curated record
AUGGAGGAAGGGAAGAGAGGCGACCAAUCAGCGGAAGGAGAGGGUGUGGACCAAUGGGCUGAGGAGGGCGGGAGGGGCUGCGGGCGGCCAAUCAGCGGAGAGGGAGGCACAAGGUGUCGGCCAAUGGGCAGAGGAGGGCGGGGCGCGGAGGACGGUCACCCAUUCAGCGGAGAGGCGGCAGUGGAACCGAGCAAUGAGGAAGUGCUGUGUGCCACACCGCUGGUCUGUAGUCUGGGCAGACCUGUUAACCUGGACAAGGAUGACUAUCAGCGGGUCGUGUGCAACAACGAACACUGCCAGUGUGGCAACUGGAUGCAUCUGCAAUGCUUCUACGAGUGGGAGAGCAGCAUCCUGGUCCAGUUCAACUGUAUUGGUCGUGCUCGCAGCUGGAAUGAGAAGCAAUGCCGCCAGAACAUGUGGACCAAGAAAGGCUAUGACCUGGCCUUCCGAUUUUGCUCCUGUCGCUAUGGACAAGGGCACCUGAAAAAGGACGUGGACUGGUACCAGGUCAGACGGAUGCAGGAUGACAAGAAGAAGAAGCCAUCGUCAGAUAAAAUUGCCCUCAAGUCUGGGGAGGUACCUGACGAGGGUAAAAAGUGCAAACUCAACAGGCCGCAGAAACCCCCUGGCCAGGACCUGCAGAGGAGGCAUUCGAUGGACAGGCAGAACUCGCAGGAAAAGGGCUCGGGCAACGGGAGUCAUGGGAGUGCGCACAAAGAUGCGUUUAGGUCGCCCUGCGGGUCUCCUGGACAGUCCCCUCCAACAGGACAUUCCUAUUUCUCUCUAUCGGUUAGUGGGCCCCGAGGAGCCAGACAUUUGGGGGAGUUCUUCAAGACGGCGGUUCACACUGAGACCUACAAAAAGACCCUACCCAACAGUUGCGGCUCGAGAUUCUGCCAGCCAGAGUACGGAGCGGUUGGGAUUUCAGGCACCAAGGCUGGUCCCUUUGACGCUCCAGUGGAGUUCCUCAGGAGGUUGGAUUUGUCAGAACUCUUCGCCCACGUGCCCAAGCAUAAAAUAAACACCUACCAUGUACGCAUGGAAGACGACGCUCAGAUGGGUCAAGGAGAGGAUCUCAGGAAGUUCAUUCUCACAGCCCUUAGCGAGAGUCAGAGAUACGUUGUGAACUGUGCACUGUGUCACACAAUUCUCCCAGUGUUUGAACAAUUUCCUCUUGUUGAUGGCACUCUGUUCCUCAGUCCUUCCCGACAUGAUGAGAUUGAGUAUGAUGUACCAUGUCACCUCCAAGGGAGACUCAUGCACCUCUAUGCUAUAUGCGUGGACUGCCUAGAAGGGGUACAUAAGAUCAUUUGCAUCAAAUGCAAAUCGCGAUGGGAUGGAAGCUGGCACCAGCUGGGAACAAUGUACACAUAUGACAUCCUGGCUGCUUCUCCGUGCUGUCAGGCCAGACUGAACUGCAAGCACUGUGGAAAGCCGGUGAUCGAUGUGCGAGUCGGGAUGCAGUUUUUCUCAGAGUACAGUAAUGUCCAGCAGUGCCCACACUGCGGCAAUCUAGACUAUCACUUUGUAAAACCCUUUUCAUCAUAUAAAGUUUUGGAGGCUUAUUGACGAAUGCUUUUUCAAAAAAAAAGAUUUUUUUGUUCUAGAGUAAUUAUUCUGUAGGCAGUUACUAUUCUUUGGUUGCUUGUGUGUAAGUCCUUUAUACAGUGCAUCCAGUUGGUUAUUUUUGGACGCAAAAGUGUGCAUACAAUCAUAGAAUCAUAGACUAUUACAGCACAAA